UUGUUUGAAAUCCACCCGGUUGGUCCAAUGCGAUGCCUUUCAAACACAGAUGAUCUUUAUUCGAAACCAUUACAACCGUAUAAUUGCUCCUGCUGCAUUAUUGUAGGGAGACAAAUCAAUUCAUCCGAUCAGUCAAGGCUGGAUUGAUUUUCUGUCGACCUCAAGAUUAUUUUUCUUCUUGUUUUGGGAUCUGUGCGUCUGGACUUGUCACGAGCAACCGGCGCAGCAAGUGUGGACUUAAAGUGGAGACUGGAGACGCACAUGUAUCCAGCUCCAGACGCACCGACCCUGCAGCACUCUGGAUAAAAGUUGUUGUUUUUGUUUGGGAUUUUUGUUUAAAGUAGGAGGGGAAGGAGCAAAACAACAUGUCGCUAAGCAGAAGUAUUGAAUUUGAACACUUUGAGGAACGAGAGAAGCCCCACCGGACACCGAAAACCAACUCUGGCUCCGGGUCCCAGUCUGGCUCCAGAGGCAACGGUCUGGUCCCCAGCCCGGCGCACAGUGCGCACUGUAGUUUCUACCGCACACGCACCCUGCAGUCCCUCACGUCCGAGAAAAAAGCCAAAAAAGUGCGUUUUUAUCGCAACGGAGACAGAUAUUUUAAAGGGUUGGUGUAUGCCGUGUCUCAUGACCGGUUCAGGUCUCUGGAUGCUCUGCUCAUGGAGCUCACAAGGUCCCUGUCGGACAACGUCAACCUUCCCCAAGGAGUCCGGACGUUAUACGCGAUGGAUGGAGGCAAGAGGAUCACCAGUCUGGAUGAGUUAGUGGAGGGUGAGAGUUACGUGUGUGCCUCAAAUGAACCCUUCCGACGUGUAGACUACACCAAGAACGUCAACCCCAACUGGGCAGUUGGGUGCAAGACCGGCACAUCACGCUCCCUCUCCUCUCUCUUCCCGCUGAAGAACGAGCUGCAGCGUGAGACCAAGGACUUCAUCAAACCCAAACUAGUCACAGUCAUCCGCAGCGGCGUCAAACCCCGCAAGGCUGUACGCAUUCUGCUCAAUAAGAAGACGGCACACUCCUUCGAUCAGGUGCUCACUGACAUCACGGACGCAAUAAAGUUGGACUCCGGAGCCGUGAGGAGACUGUACACUUUGGAGGGCAAGCAGAUUAUCUGCCUGCAGGACUUCUUCGGGGACGACGAUGUGUUUAUAGCGUGCGGCCUGGAGAAGUACCGCUAUUCUCAGGACGACUUUGUGUUGGAUCACAGUGGUAAGGCUUCCACAGCCUUUAUGACUGAAUGCAGAGUGCUAAAGACAUCGCACAGCCGCUCUGCUACUCCAAACCGGACAGCUAAGAGCCCCAGACCUUCGCGGCGCAGCAAGUCCCCUGGUGCAGCAAGACAACCUGUCCACUACUCCACCAGUCAGUCUCCAAUCAAAUCCCCAGUAAACGGUGUCUCAAGCAGCCAGAUCUCAACUCCUAAAUCCACCAAGUCCUCCACUCCGUCUCCCACCAGUCCCAGAACAAUCCCCAGUUUUAAGGUCCCUCCGUCAAAUUGCAUCUCAUCCUCAAAUGUAAAUGGGUCGUUGAACAACCAACAGGAGCAAAGUGAUCGACUGAGUCCAGAGGUUAAUGGAAACCGCUACCUGCCUGCCUCCACCAUCUUGGAAAAAUACAAGAUUGGCAAAGUCAUCGGCGAUGGCAACUUUGCUGUGGUCAAAGAGUGUGUUGAGCGGUCCACAGGGAAAGAGUUUGCACUGAAGAUCAUCGACAAGGCCAAGUGCACUGGAAAGGAGCACCUGAUAGAGAAUGAGGUUGCAGUGCUACGGAAGGUGAAACACCCCAACAUCAUCAUGUUGAUAGAGGAGGUGGACACUCCCUCUGAACUCUACCUGGUUAUGGAGCUUGUCAAGGGAGGGGAUUUAUUCGAUGCCAUCACCUCCUCGGCCAAAUACACAGAGAGAGACGCCAGUGUCAUGGUGUACAAUCUCGCUGGAGCUCUGAAGUACCUGCACAACACAAACAUCGUCCACAGAGACAUUAAACCAGAAAACUUGCUGGUGUUUGAAUAUCCAGAUGGCACCAAGUCAUUGAAACUUGGGGACUUUGGCCUGGCCACAGUGGUGGAAGGACCUCUGUAUACGGUGUGUGGAACUCCUACAUAUGUUGCUCCAGAAAUCAUCUCGGAGUCCGGUUAUGGGCUGAAGGUGGAUAUCUGGGCUGCAGGUGUCAUUACCUACAUCCUUCUGUGUGGCUUCCCUCCAUUUAGAAGUGAGAGUAACCUGCAAGAGGAUCUGUUUGACCAGAUCCUUCUAGGACGACUGGACUUUCCUAGUCCUUACUGGGACAACAUCACUGACUCAGCCAAGGGGCUGAUUGGAAAGAUGCUGCAGGUCAACGCUGAGGCUCGAUACACAGCACAAGACAUCCUCUACCACCCCUGGGUCACGGACGACACAGUCAUGGAGAACAACAUGAAGAUGGAGGUCACAGGUAAACUGAAGACGCACUUUAACACUGCACCCAAGCACAACAACACCACAGCUGGAGUGUCCAUCAUCAUGAGCACAGCUCUAGAUAAGAAGACCCUCAAGCUCUCCACCCUUCGUCGUCCAAAGCCCCAAACAGUGCCAUGUCCUCCCCCGUCGGCUGGCAAGAAAGUCCCAUCUACCCUUUCAGUCAAACCAGCCUCGCCGACGAAGUCAAGACCAGCUUCUCCAAACAAUCAGGCAUCACGAGCCAAAGAACCAAAACCCACCACGCUGGCAUCACCCUCCAAGACUGCUGUGCCUGAUGCUACAUCCACCUCUAAUGCUCCCUGCUCUCAUUCCCCAACUGACGAUGUUGAUUUCCCUCCUUCUGCUCCUGUAAGUUUGCCUCAUUUCUCCCCUUCACCCUCUGCUGAAACAUUCCCCAUCACCUCUUUGCCUGAUUCCUCCGAUCCUGAAAUAGAAACAUCGCCCAUCUCCGCUCCCUGCUUUACUUUGGAAACUCCCUCACCCUCUGACCCUCCCGCUAUUUUUACCUGCAACACUCCUUCUACACCCGAUUCGUGCCCUUCCCCGUCAUCUCCCACCAAACCAGCCUCUCUUCCUUCUUCCUCUCCCACCAAACCAGCCUCUCUUUCUCCCUCUUCUCCCACCAAACCAGCCUCUCUUUCUCCCUCUUCUCCCACCAAACCAGCCUCUCUUUCUCCCUCUUCUCCCACUAAACCAGCCUCUCUUUCUCCCCCCUUUCCUACCAAACCAGCCUCUCUUUCUCCCUCCUCUCCCACCAAACCAGCCCCUCUUUCUCCCCCCUCUCCUACCAAACCAGCCUCUCUUUCUCCCUCCUCUCCCACCAAACCAGCCCCUCUUUCUCCCACCAAGCAAAUUCCUUCCUCCUCUCCUACCAAAGAGGCAACAUCACCGUCUUUCUCUCCCACAAAACAAGCUUCCCCUUCCCCAGUCUCCCCCAUCAAACCUGUCAUAUUCCUCCCGUUCUGUUCCCCAACCAAACAAGAACCUCCCUUCCCAUCACCCAUCCAUCCGACCCUGUUUCCCUCUCCCCCCUCUACACCUCCCAGAUCCACAACCCCGCCCUCUCCCACUGGUUCUCCUUCUCCCAGCCCUCUACCCGCUGAAGAGCUAAUAGAGAAGAUUUAAGUGGCAAUAUUGUCGCCAAUUUCACCCCUCCUUCUCUUUACAUUUAUGUGUCAGAAAACAUUAGACAAGGAGGUUAAAACUCCAUCUUGAGCAUUUCCUAUAGCUGUAAACUGAGCCAGUGACUGCUGUGUCCAUAUUUUUGUCUCACUCUCAUCCCACUCAUUUUAAGAGACAGAGGAUACAAGUAAAUUUCAAAGAGUUUGUCGAUUGUAUAUAUGUUUGUAUUUAUUACUAGAGGAUGUGUAGAAAGGGAGUGAACUGAAUACAUCUUUGUUUUCUUUAGUAAUCCUUCAUUACUAUAUCUCGUUAAUGUGAAAUAUUUUAUUUAUUAUCCCAUUUUGACUACCUGUGGCUUUUUUGUAAAUAGUUAUUCAUUACUCACACACUAUUGUGAACUCCUACUGCUUUAGCAGAGACACUAGGUCAAUAAUACAUAAAAGUAUUUCAGCAUAUCAAACAUCUGAAUUUACAAGCCUAGCUACCUGUAAUCCAACUAUUACUACGAUCAGUAUUUUCUGUCACCACAGUCAUCCCUCAAGUUUACUGUUAAACUUCAUCUCUACUUGAAGAUUCUAUGCGUUUUAUGUACCUUAAAAUUAUGCCUGUAAAGGUGGUAAUUAGCAGAUCUGAUUAAGCUGACACAAACACCUGUUUACAUUAAAUUUAAAGUGUUCAUCCAAAUUACAAAGAAAACAUUUCCUCAGUAACCACUAGUGCAGUGGUUCCCAACCUCUAUGGCUUAAGACCCAAUACAAAAUAUGUUGUCUGCUUCAGACCCCUUGUUAAGAAUUCUUCUGCAUAGUGGCCAUUUUAACCAAAGAUUCUAAUUGUUUUAUUUAAAAACAUUUAAGGCCCUAAAGAUAUGGAAUUAUCCGUUAAUUUAAAAGCACAAAGUCAUCAGGAUAAACAUAAAUGGGGGAAAAAAAUUAUAAUAAACACAAUGUUUUGUAGCAGGAGUGUGUUUUUCCUUCUUUGCCCUCCUGUUAUUCAUCGCCCAUCCCCUCAGAUUUAUUUAUCUUGUGACCCCAAUGGGGGCCAGACCCCCAGGUUUGGAACCACUGCUCUUGUUAUUUAGCCAUGUAGAAACUUUGCUGAGGUUAUGAGAUAUCAUGGAGAUUUCUGUUGCCACCACAAAUCAAUGGAGGAAUUUAGUUUGUGGUGCUUUCACGAUUUUGUUUUUAUAAUUACAAUUUUAAAAAAUUGACAGGAGUGUGUCUAUUUUAUGUUUAUGUUUUAAAUUUAUUUUGUCAAAUUUUCUAUGAAAAUUGUCCGUGGUAAGAUUUGCAAAUGUUCCUGUACAACAGCACACUUUUUCUGAGAAGAAAGGACAUUUGGUAAUGCCAUUUUUCAAUGUUAUAACUGCAAACAAAAUUCCAUCCACCUACAUUGUAUUGGGACAGGAACAGUUAUUUCAGAUAAAACACAUCUCAUAGGUAUUUAGGCAAAUCAUUUUGUGCAACCACUGAAACUGACAUGCUGAUAGAUUAAUCCAAAUACUGUUUGUAUGAAUUAUUUGAUGUAAACACUGUAGAACAGAGUGUGAAGAACCUUAGUUGUCCACUUGAAACUUUAAGGUUUGUUUUUUCCUUUGUGUGUCUGAGCAGUUGAUGGCCCUCAAAGUCCUAGAUGACUGCUGUACAUAAAAAAUAAAGAAAAUUGAUGAAACCGAAAUGAAACCAAAUUGUAGGUUUGUUUCUAAAGAACUGGAAUUUUCAAAAAUGAACUGCUUUCUGCUAUGACUGCAGGACUGCACUGAAAAGAUUAUUACAUUAGCUCAGAAUACCGGUUGAUAUCAUUCCCACUUAAAAUGGUUUUUGAUCCUUUGGAUUUAUAUGAACGAUUGUGUUGUCAAGGUGACGGGUUUUUGUGCCUGACCACUAGCUAACAGCUCAUAACUUAAUGAUGCCUUUAUCAAAACCUGCUUGACUGAAAAAUGGGACUUGUGUUCGUCCUGGAAAGAAGUAAAGUAGUUUCUUGUUGUUUUUUACAAUUCCUGUCAUAAAUUCCACAGCAUUUAUCCCAGCUGUUUAAGGCUAACUCAACAUGCCUCUUUUCCUAUUCAGGACUUUCAGCUGCAUGCAUACUCCAUUCCACUUCCUGCCUUCCUGUUAGACAAAACCCUCCCACAUACUCAAAGUCGAUUGAUUAAAGUUGGUAAAUUAUAUAAUUGUGCUUCCUCUUAUGUAUAUUUAUUUAAAAGUAGACUUUGAUAUGCAGUUUGUAAAGGGAAUUUGUAUGGAAAGUCAGUUUUAAAACAGGUUUAUCGUCUGUGUCAAACUUAUGAUGCAUUGAGUGGCUGCUUUUAGUGUCCUACUGUUUAGA
This is a messenger RNA of Anoplopoma fimbria (sablefish), 5909 nucleotides long. It is a transcript of the gene dclk2a, whose product is annotated as doublecortin-like kinase 2a. The transcript is spliced from 17 exons. The record is from RefSeq and is a predicted model, not a curated record. Gene Ontology annotation, molecular function: protein kinase activity; ATP binding. Gene Ontology annotation, cellular component: microtubule cytoskeleton. Lineage: Eukaryota; Metazoa; Chordata; Actinopteri; Perciformes; Anoplopomatidae. Bases 366 to 3587 code for a protein of 1073 amino acids. Gene Ontology annotation, biological process: protein phosphorylation; intracellular signal transduction.